GAAGAACAGUAAGCCUAUUUUAUUAGAAUAUAUAUAUUUUUCAUGUAAAAUAAAUGAGAAAUUUACACUGAGCAAACAGCAAGUUGAUAUUAUCUCACUAGUGAGUGUAUCUGUAGCCCCUCUGCAGUCGGCUACUGAGCAGAUGCUGUUUAUAAUUUUACAAAUGUAUUGCUUUAAUAGGAAUAUUUGCUAGAAGUAUUUUUUGGGUUUUAUGUGUCGCUCUGUUAUGGGACUGAAGAGAGGACAAAAAAGUCCAAAUAAUAAUAAUACUAAUACUUAAUAAAACUGCUAGGAUAAAGUUAGUGCUACCACUUUCCUCAUAGGCCGACUUUGAUCCCAAGGCAUACCUUUUGCUCUGGCGACACACUCUUCCUCCCUGUGUUUUUCUUUUUACCCUCCACGGGGCAGAUCCUCAUAGUUCUGGCCAGGCUAAAAAGCCUAAACGCUGAACUCAUUGCAAUCUCAUGUUUGUUAUCUCAUGGUAAAUUUUACCAUUCUUUAUUGUUUCAUAUCAUCCUUUAUAUGCAUGGGGAAACCAUGAGAGCCUUCAUUGAUUGAAACGCACAGCAAGCAACAGGUGGGGCAGGGGCAUCACUGCCUCGCUCUGCAGGGUGACCUGAAAUUAGUCACUCUUGGCACUUUCUGGGUUUCCUGAAAUUAACUACCAACCCUAAAGACAGUGCGUUUGAAAAAAAAAAUACUGCUUUUUUUUAACUAAGGUUUUUUUAACCUUGAUGCUGGCAACUAUGAAAACAAUGUGUUAUUAUGACGAGGUGAGAGGGAAAAUACCACCGUGAUCAAAGUUUUCUCUUUUCUCCUGGAGCAUAGAGGAACAUAGCACUGCCAGCAACAACACUCUAAUAUUCUGAUAAGAUAGAUGAUAGUUUUUUUUUCUCCUCCCAUGUUCACAUGAUUUGUAGUAUACACAAAGCAGGCCUGAAGCAGGGAGAUGACCUAAUUACUGACUGUCAGUGUAUGUAUAGCGCUUCACGCAUGCUCACUUUUUUCUAAGACUCAGCAGCAUGAGCUGUUUCCACUGGACUCGGUCUCGACUGCGUUGUGUCAAAGCACAUUGUCGCACCAUCAGUGGCUCACCUGUGUCAUAACAGCGGUAGAAUAUUGCAACACGCUGGAAUGCAGGUCAAGCUCAAAGCUCGAUAAGACUCGCAGAUCAAAUUUUCUUUGUGGCCUGAAUUAACCCCGAUCUGUUUUGCUUAGUGGUUGGUCUUUGAGAUGAAGGUUAAUAGAAAGCAGUCUCACAAACUUGUCAGUUGUGUACAUAUAAAAGAAGAACAAAAAACCUGAGAGCAGUACAGUGCGGUGUCAGGCCUUGAACAUAAACCAAACACGUGCACUUACGGUGACUGGUGUCCUGAAAUAGCUGCAGCGUUUGUUUUGCACUCCUCCCAUUUUCGUGUCCAGUGACAUUUUCAGAUUCAGUCUUGGACUGCAUAUUCACAGCUCGCCCGAGCAAGAUUCACAUUUCCCCCUCUGUGUGUGUGUGUGUGUGUGUGUGUGUGUGCGUGCGUGCGUGCGUGCGUGUGUGUGUGUGUUCGUUCAUCCAAGCAGGGGACAGAGUGGAGGUCGUGUAUUUUUAGGCGACGAUUUAAAGUCAGAACAGCUGUCACCAUCAUGGCAGGUGAUAUGAUGUUGCUUAUGCGAGGCUUGGCCAAGUUGAGCCAGGCUGUGGUAGAGACCCAGAGCAACGCCGUGCGCAAUGGGACCAGAGUUGCAGGCGUCGGUGCCGCUGUCCAGAGCGUCCAAUCAGCCGCAGAGCAAGGCCUCCAUGUUGCCAUGUCGAAAAUGCAGGAGCUGUCCGGCCAACAGCAAAACACCUCUGAGUUGGAGUUUGACUUUCCUCAGGAUGAGACUGCGUUCACAUCAUCAGAGUUCAGGGAAGAACACGCGGACUUUACAGCUGAUCACGCAGAGACGGUUUCUGACGGAACAGCAGGGACGAGCAGCACGAGUGGGAAAAAGUCCAUGUUUGAGGGAUACAAAGAUCCAAGCAACCAGUUUAGUGGUCACACAAGAUCCUACCACCAAGAUGCCAGGCAUUUCUUUGGACAUCAGCAGUAUAACCAAACUCUGAGCAGGCAUGUGUUGCAGGAGGUUAAUUAUCCACGCCAGGUCGGCCAGUUCAGGACGUACCAUCAGGACCAGUCCUCAGUGGGAGGACUGACAGCCGAGGACAUAGAAAAAACCAGCCAGAGCAAAAGGGCUGACUCCAAGCCGCACAAACAGAUGCUGAGCGAACGAGCCAGAGAGAGGAAGGUGCCUGUGACCCGGCUCGGCAGAUUGGCCAACUUCGGAGGUUUAGCUGUAGGUUUAGGUAUUGGAGCCCUAGCAGAAGUCGCAAAGAAAAGCAUCGGAAUGAACGGAGCUGCAGGUGAAAAUAAAAAAGCCGUUCUGGACUCCAGCCCCUUCCUGUCCGAGGCCAACGCUGAGCGCAUCGUCAGGACCUUGUGCAAAGUCAGAGGAGCCGCUCUUAAACUUGGACAAGCUCUAAGUAUUCAAGAUGAUGCGUUUAUCAAUCCUCAACUCGCCAAGAUCUUUGAGCGUGUCAGGCAGAGCGCUGACUUCAUGCCAAUCAAACAAAUGACGAAGGCGCUGAACAGCGACUUGGGUCCAAACUGGAGGGACAAGCUGGCGUCGUUCGAUGAUCGUCCGUUUGCAGCCGCCUCCAUCGGACAGGUGCACCUGGCGAGGAUGAAGGACGGCAGGGAGGUGGCCAUGAAGAUACAGUAUCCCGGUGUGGCUCAGAGCAUCAACAGUGACGUCAACAACUUGAUGACUGUGCUGAACAUGAGCAACGCUCUGCCUGAGGGUCUGUUUCCAGAGCACCUGAUAGAUGUAAUGAGAAGAGAGCUGGCCCUGGAGUGUGACUACAUCAGGGAAGCUCAGUGUGCAAAAAAGUUCAGGGAGCUGCUGAAGGACGACCCGUUCUUCUACGUGCCGGAGGUGAUCGAAGAGCUGAGCAGCAGCCACGUCCUGACCACUGAACUGGUUCCUGGAUUUCCCCUGGACAAGGCAGAGAGCCUCUCACAGGAGCAGAAGAACGAGAUCUGCCAGAACAUCUUGUUUCUGUGCCUCAGAGAGCUGUUUGAGUUCAGGUACAUGCAGACCGAUCCAAACUGGUCCAACUUCUUCUACGAUCCAAACACGCACAGGGUAGCGCUGUUGGACUUUGGUGCUACUAGGGGUUUUGAUCAGAGUUUCACAGACGUCUAUGUAGAGAUUAUCCGUGCCGCCGCCGAAGGUGACAGAGAGGGAGUGCUAAAGAGAUCUAUUGAUAUGAAGUUCCUGACAGGAUACGAGUCCAAGGCGAUGAUAAACGCCCACGUGGACGCGGUGAUGAUCCUCGGCGAGGCGUUUGCGUCAUCCGAGACCUUCAACUUCGGCGCCCAGUCCACCACCGAGAGGAUCCACAACCUGAUCCCGGUGAUGCUGAAGCACCGGCUCACCCCGCCUCCGGAGGAGACGUACUCACUGCACCGCAAGAUGGGCGGCUCCUUCCUCAUCUGCUCCCGGCUCAACGCCAAGCUGCAGUGCAAGGACAUGUUCCAGAAGGCGUAUGAGAAGUACUGGGAGGGCCGCACGCCUCCCACUGUCUGAGCUGGUCUGGUGCGGAUUCGACGGACUCGUCCUGGGGCCAACAGCAAAGUGCCGAUCGAUUGGGCGGGAGGGGGUUGAGUUUAGACGAACUGCAGAGCAGAGGAUGUGAGGACGAUGCGUUUCCUGUGUGACGUUUCAAGGAGCUAUUAUACAGUUUCAAAGGAACAUCUGAAGUGGGAGCAGCAGCUUGCUGAACGAAAGGAGAUGAAUGUAUAAAAGUUGGAGUAAUCUCUGCUAUUUUCGCUAUGAAUAUUUUCUCAUUUUUGUGUUGCUGUGUUUUCGUUUUGUUGUUCCACUUUUAGAUACCAUAAACUCAAAACACCUAAAAGUCAAAAACAAAAGAAAGACAGAGAUCAUGGCAUUAAUAAGACUUUGUUGGCUUUUCGGGUCUCACUUUUGACCAAUUUGUGUGCGUCAGAAAGAGUAGGUAAGCUUGAUUUAUGAAUAUAAGGAAAACGCUAAUUAAUAAUAGUUCAGCGACCGAUUUGUUGUUGAAGUCGGGAGGUUUCGUCAGCUUUUACGCACGAGCUCUGACUCAUGUUGUAUUAUUAGCUCACCGGUCAUAUUUCACUCUCGGUUUAUGACUCUAGCUGCUUCGGUUUCAGUGGGACUAACAUUGAUGAAAAUAGUUUGUCGCAUUCAAAAACCAAACAAAGCGUUUUGUUUUGAGGCAUGAUGAUGUUUAAGUUCUUCAUUCUGUCCUGGUUCUGAUUUUCAGCCUUUGUAUUCCAGUCUAAAAGCAAAAAUGUAUGUGCAGCAAACACAAAACGAAAGAUCCUUCCUGCGGUUCGUCAUGGCGGGCGGGCAGGGGCCUCAUCAUCCAGACCACGCAACAUCGCUCGCCCGUGGGCUCAAAUCGCUUCCCACACGCCGCUGAUCUUUCCACGCCUCCUCGGGUACAGACUCCUCCGUCACCUGGCGGCCAUGUGGCUGUGAAAGUUCACAACGUUCUGAUGUGUGAAUGCAGUUUUAAUGCUACAUGGUGUGAAAAUGGGGGAGAGAGAGGAAAAAAAGGGAAAAAAGCAAAGAGUAAUGUGCCUGUCAUUCUCCACUGAAGGCUUUUAGCUUGAAAAUGUUGAUUUAUGUUUCUAAUGACAGUUUCCAGUUUUAUAAUCAAAAUGCAACUGAAAGUUAGAACAAUAUAUUGUAUAGAGAGAUUAAAUGUUUAAGCCCUA
Poeciliopsis prolifica (blackstripe livebearer) is the source of this 4790-nucleotide messenger RNA. It is a transcript of the gene coq8aa, whose product is annotated as coenzyme Q8A, genome duplicate a. Bases 1633 to 3615 code for a protein of 660 amino acids. NCBI's taxonomy places the organism in Eukaryota, Metazoa, Chordata, Actinopteri, Cyprinodontiformes, Poeciliidae. The transcript is spliced from 17 exons. Gene Ontology annotation, cellular component: extrinsic component of mitochondrial inner membrane. Gene Ontology annotation, molecular function: kinase activity. The record is from RefSeq and is a predicted model, not a curated record. Gene Ontology annotation, biological process: ubiquinone biosynthetic process.